AUGUAUUAUUAUUUUUUUGUUUUUUUUGCAAUAUAUGCUAAUGGAUUGCUAAGAAAUAAAGAUCCUAACAUUUUUGCGAGUAGCAAUGAUGAGAUCAUAGAAAAUGAUAAAAGUAUGAAUACCUUUGUUAUGUCAACAAAUGGAAGUUUAUAUUUAAAUAGUGAUUUUAAUUUAAAUGAAGCAUCCAACGAAAGCUUCUUAGAAAAUUGCAAUAUCAAUAGUUGUGUAGAUAUAGGUCAUGAAAAUGGCAACAAAAUAAAUAGUCAAGAAAAUGAGCAUGCUAAAAAUAAUAACAACAGUAAUAAUAACAAUUUAAAACCAGAAUACAAUAAUAAUAAUAAUAAUUUAAAACCAGAAUACAAUAAUAAUAAUUUAAAACCAGAGUACAAUAAUAACAAUUUAAAACCAGAAUACAAUAAUAACAAUUUAAAACCAGAAUACAAUAAUAACAAUUUAAAACCAGAAUACAAUAAUGGAAUAAACAAUAAUAUCUUUAAAGUAGAAAAAAAUGAAAAAUUAAAAAAAAAAACAGAGGGUGCAAUAGAUUUAAUGCAUACACAAAGGGAAACACUACCAACUGCGGAAAAAGACGAAAUAAAAAAUAACAAAAAUCACAAAAAAAAUAAAGGCGCUGAUGAAAUGGAUAAUGAAAUGGAUAAUGAAAUGGAUAAUGAAAAUUUAGAUAGUUCUGUCGAAGAUGGAUAUAACGAUAGUGAGGAUGAAGAAACUGAUUUGGAAUCUGACGAAGAUAAGGAAGACGAUGAAAAUGAAAAUAAAAAUGAAAAUAAAAAUCAAAACGAAAAUCAAAACGAAAAUCAAAACGAAAAUCAAAACGAAAAUGAAAAUAAAAAUGAAAAUAAAAAUCAAAAUGAAGAAUCUUAUAUAAAAACUAUAACAGAUAAUAACAAAGAAACAGAGAUAAAUUCCGAUAAUAAUACAAAAGAAGAAAAACAUAUCCUUGGAUCAGAUCCAGAAAAUAUGAAGGUGUCAGAUGCUGGGAGUAAUCCCCAAAUUUCCAAGUCUCAAAUUCAUACUGAAAAAGAUAACAUCAAAAUUAAAAAUGAAAGAAGUGAAAUUGGUAAUAAGAAUAAUAUUGAAUUGGGCAUUACAAAUGAUAAUAAAAUGGGCAAUGCGAGGGUUAGAGAAGUGGGUAAUAGGAUUAGUAAUGAAUUGGGUAAUUCAAAUAAUAAAGAAAUUUCUUAUGAAACACAAACUAUUCAAAAUGCUAAGAAAUAUCCUGGAAAAAGCGAAUGGGGUAAAAUAUUAGGCGAUAAAAAUGAUGAGAUCAUAACUAGCCAUGUUGAUAAAAAAAAAAAAAAAAAAAGAGAAAAUGAUGUUGCUGAAAUAGACCAAGAAAAUGAUGAAGAAGAUGAAGAAGAUGAAGAAGAUGAAGAAGGUGAAGGAGAUGAAGAUAAACUUAUAAUUGGAGAUAAUAUCGAAAAUAUAAAAAUAGAUCAUAAAAAUAAAAGUUCAUUUUCAAAGGAAAUAGAAAAUAUAAAUGAACCUACAAAAGAUGAAGAAUAUACAAAUGUAAGUCAAAAGACAAUUUUAAACGAAGAUAACAAAAGUCAUAAUGAACAGAAUUCUAAUUGUUCUAAAAGAUCUGAGAAAGUAGAAAAUAGCAUUUUGGAAACGAAGACUAUAAAUCAGGAUAUUCAUGAAAUUAAAGAAAGGAAAGAAAAUACGAAAUCAUCUUUAAAUAUUUCAGAAAAUAAUGAUCCAAAACCAGAACAAAAUUACGAAUCAAACAUGUUUACUAUCGACAAAAAAAUGCACAAUAAGUUGAAGAAUAUAGAUGUAAUACUUCGUGGAUUAAAUGAUAAAUUAAACCAUCAUAAGGAUUUAAAAAAUCGCGAACUAAAAUUAAAAUUUGAAGCCAUGGGACAAAUACAAAAAUAUAAAAUAUACAAUGAAGUUAUCCAAAAAGCGAUAGAAACUUUAACUCAGCGUUUAGUAAAAAUUAAUGAUGAUUUAAAUAAAUUAAAAGAAGCUUCAUCUAUUUCCCUUCAAAAAUAUAUGAAUGAAACAGGAUAUGGAUUGGAGCUAUUAAAUUUUCAAAAAUCUGAGUUACCAUCAAACAAAUAA
Messenger RNA from Plasmodium berghei ANKA, 2085 nucleotides. Its product is annotated as rhoptry neck protein 6, putative. The record is from RefSeq and is a predicted model, not a curated record. The transcript is spliced from 6 exons. NCBI's taxonomy places the organism in Eukaryota, Apicomplexa, Aconoidasida, Haemosporida, Plasmodiidae. The coding region runs from base 1 to 2085 and encodes 694 amino acids.